AUCAAACCGAUUGCAAUCAAUUUCAAGUCAAUUUUGAUUCCCUUCCUCUCUUCAUGCUAGUAGUAAAUGCACAUACAUACGUGAGACCAGAACAAGAAGUCAGAUUGCCAAAGAAAGAACUACAUAAGCAGAAGCAGAAAGCUAUAAUGUGAUGGAAAUCCCAAAAAACUUCCAUUUCUCCCUAAUUUCUAUUCUUUUUCCUCAAGGAACAGAGCAGCCGAAGAGAUGUUGCAGAGAAGAAUAAAGUGGCUCUUCUCCCUCGAAUCUUAUCUUCCCUUUUACUUUCUCCUCCUCCGACAAAUACAAUGGAGUCUCUCUUUGAGUUUCUACUUUCAAAAGCUUUAUCAAGAAGAAGCUACCAAAGAUGUUAAUAUUAUCAAAAACAAAAGGGCAAAAGAAGGAAUUUUUUUGUUUUAAUAUUUUUUGGGCAAAGUAUAUUACUUUUUACAUGUUCUGAUUUCCAGCUCGAUCUCCACCACAAAGUACUUCUGGGUUUUGGAUUAUCUACUGUAUCUUGUUGUCCUCUUGAAACCCAUCAAUGUCGGAUUCAGGAGUUAACUUGUAUGAGAUUACUUGAAGCCUCGAGAGCAGAAUUUGAUCUAUCUCUCUCUUAGCUUUAUUGGACCUUCUGUGGUCCUGGGUUGCUGAGUUCUGGUAAUGGUGGAGUUGUCUCUUUUAAUGCGUAUUGGAGAAGAAUCAUUCUUUGAAUUGCUUGUUCGUUUCACUGAUCAAGCUACUAUGGCUAAUGCAACCUACCCUUCAUACCAUCUUCUUGUGUUCAUUGUUUUUCUUCUGAUUCCUCAUUCAAAUCAGUUACAAUCCUCUCAUGCUCACACCCUUCUGAGAAUUAAGCUGCUUUUGAAUUUUCCAAAAGUUUUGAGAAGCUGGAAUGAAAAUACAGACUUCUGCAACACAGACCCAAAUCCGAAUUUAACUGUUGUUUGCUAUGAAGAAACCAUAACUCAGCUUCAUAUUAUUGGAAACAGGGGAACUCCAUCACUGCCAAGGAAUUUCUCUAUUGAUUCUUUCUUCACAACACUCGUUAGGCUUCCCAGCUUAAAAGUCUUGUCUUUGGUAUCUCUGGGUUUAUGGGGUCCCUUAUCUGGUAAAAUCUCUCGUCUUUCUUCACUGGAAAUACUAAAUGUUAGUUCAAAUUUCUUGUCUGGUACAAUUCCUCGAGAGAUUUCAUCUAUGGGGAAUCUCCAAACUCUCAUACUAGAUGAUAAUAUGUUCACCAAUAAUGUUCCUGAUUGGCUUGGUGAGCUUUCAAUUUUGGCUGUACUGAGUUUGAAGAACAAUUCUCUGAGUGGACAUCUGCCUAAAUCACUAGGAACUAUGGAGAAUCUUCGAGUACUUUCCGUCUCAAUGAAUCGGUUAUCUGGACCAGUUCCUGAUCUUAGUAGAUUAACAAACCUUCAAGUGCUUGAUUUGGAAGACAAUUAUUUGGGACCUCAGUUUCCUAGUUUGGGAAGCAAGCUGGUUAGGAUUGUACUCAGGAAGAACAGGUUUAGCUCUGGGAUUCCUUCUGAAGUAAGCUCCUGUUAUCAACUUCAAUGGCUGGACAUCUCUUUCAACAGAUUUAUGGGGCCAUUCCCACCUUGGUUGUUUUCUUUGCCUUCCAUUACUUAUCUGAAUGUCGCGGAAAACAAGUUUACUGGAUUGCUUUCCAUCAACAUGUCCUGUAAUGCCCAACUGACUUUUGUAGAUUUGUCAUCUAAUCUCUUAUCUGGGAGCUUGCCAAACUGUCUCUUGAUGGAUUCCAAAAACAGGGUUGCCCUGUAUGAUGGGAACUGUUUGACUACUGGAAACCAAAAUCAAAAUCAAAAUCAAAAUCAGCAUCCAUAUUCAUUUUGUCGAAAUGAAGCUUUAGCUGUGGGAAUAUUACCUCACAAACAGGAGCCAAGGAGAGCUGCUAAAGUUAUUAUUGCAGUAGGUGUAGUGGGAGGUGUUUUGGGGGGAGCUGUGCUUGUUGGUUUGCUUUUCUUGGCUUAUAGAGUGGUAAAAGCCAAGGUCACUAAAAUGCCUCCAACAAAAUUAAUAACAGUGAAUGCAUCAACUGGGUACACCUCAAAGCUGCUUUCUGAUGCAAGGUAUAUAUCUCAAACAAUGAAGCUGGGAGCACUUGGCCUUCCUGCUUAUCGAACUUUCUCUUUGGAGGAGCUUGAAGAGGCUAUACAUAAUUUCAAUUCAUCAACUUUCAUGGGUGAAGGUUCUCAUGGUCAGAUAUUCAGAGGGAAGCUAAGUGAUAGUUCCCUAGUCGUUAUUAGAUGUUUGAAAGUGAAAAGAAGAUAUAGCACUCAGCACUUUAUGCACCACAUCGAACUGAUUUCAAAACUCAGACAUCGCCAUUUGGUCAGUGCUCUCGGACACUGCUUUGAGUGUGACCUGGAUGAUUCAAGUGUCAGCAGAAUAUUUCUCAUAUUUGAAUAUGUAGCAAAUGGGACUCUGAGAAGCCGCAUCUCUGAGGGUUUUGCAGGACAAAGACUCACAUGGACACAAAGGAUUGGAGCAGCUAUUGGAAUAGCAAAGGGGAUACAAUUCCUGCAUACCGGAAUUGUGCCCGGUGUAUUUUCGAAUAAUUUGAAAAUAACAGAUGUUCUGUUGGAUCAGAACCUCGUUGCCAAAAUUAGCAGUUAUAACCUGCAUUUGUUAGCAGAGAAUAUGGAGAAGGCUCCAACGGGAGUUUCUCCUUGUCGAUCAAAAGAACUUAUUGUUUAUGAAAGCUUAAAACAUGUGGAUAAGGUUGAUAUUUAUGAUUUCGGGGUAAUCUUGUUGGAAAUCAUUGUGGGAAGACCAAUCACAUACCUAGAAGAAGUGGAUGUUUUAAAAGAUCAGUUACAUGAAAGCAUUAUGGCUGAUGAUGCGGAUCAAAGGAGCAUCAUUGAUCUAGAAGUACGCAAGGCAUGCUUGUAUGAAUCGUUGAAGACAGUUACUGAAAUCUGCAUCAGGUGUUUGUCUAAGGAACCAACUGAGAGACCUUCUGUUGAGGAUGUUCUAUGGAACUUGCAGUUUGCUGCUCAAGUUCAAGAUUCAUGGAGGGGAGACUCUCAGAGUAGUGAUGGCUCACCAGUUUCAUCUUCCCAACCUCCAGUCCGGUAGCUUCCCUUCCCAUAACAGCAACAUUGACAUUCUAAAACCAUUAUGCUAGGUAUGGUCUGAAAUUGAUCAUGUCAUCUCUCUAUGAAGUUACCCCCCCCCCCCAAAAAAAAGUAUGAAGAGUAGGGUUAGUUCUGAGUUAGGUUUCUGUAUUAUGUAUACACAGUUGCAAAUACCCUGUAUGUAUCCUCAGUCCAGUACAAACAUUUUCUCCAACAAAUGCAUGUCUUCUGUGAGACUAUUUUGGUA
Macadamia integrifolia is the source of this 3345-nucleotide messenger RNA. RefSeq names its product probable inactive leucine-rich repeat receptor-like protein kinase At3g03770. NCBI's taxonomy places the organism in Eukaryota, Viridiplantae, Streptophyta, Magnoliopsida, Proteales, Proteaceae. Gene Ontology annotation, biological process: protein phosphorylation. The coding region runs from base 658 to 3099 and encodes 813 amino acids. The transcript is spliced from 9 exons. Gene Ontology annotation, molecular function: protein binding; protein kinase activity; ATP binding. The record is from RefSeq and is a predicted model, not a curated record.